AUGGAUGUUGCUUAUACGCAAAGCGCAAUUGGAACGCAUGAUUGUUCGGUGAGACGUGCGAAUACAGGUGCACCUUUGGUACAGAUCUCGAACGCUUUAUACACAGCUCAGUGGGAAUUUGCAAAUGGUAGUGAUAUGAUUCUGAGAUGUGACUGCUCCGAUUCCGGUCUAGUCAGUGCACAACAACAGCAGUUGGUCCCUAUCGGAGCAUCUGAUGUUCGGUUGGUAGCUGAAAAAGCUUUAGUUACUCCUAAGGAUUGA
Anisakis simplex (herring worm) is the source of this 261-nucleotide messenger RNA. The record is from the annotation of a GenBank genome assembly. Lineage: Eukaryota; Metazoa; Nematoda; Chromadorea; Rhabditida; Anisakidae.